Messenger RNA from Centruroides sculpturatus (bark scorpion), 2021 nucleotides. Its product is annotated as ectonucleotide pyrophosphatase/phosphodiesterase family member 6-like. The transcript is spliced from 6 exons. Bases 1077 to 1829 code for a protein of 250 amino acids. The record is from RefSeq and is a predicted model, not a curated record. Lineage: Eukaryota; Metazoa; Arthropoda; Arachnida; Scorpiones; Buthidae.
GCUAAGAACAGACAGACAAACAUUCUAUUAUAUAUAUAAACCGACGAGGCAGACUAAACUGUUCCAAGAAACUAUAUAGAUCAGAGGUCGCAAACUGGCGGCCCGCGGGCCGGAUAUCGCCCGUAAAAAUUUGUAUCCGACCCGUGGCCUUGAUUAUUUCUUUUCGAAAAAUCAAUGUUUCUAACAUAUUGCGGAUAUUAACACAGAAAAAAUUCAAACUUCUGUUUACGUAUGUUGUAAAAGCCUGAUAACAAAAGGGCCUUUGUUAGAUUAGAGCCUUUUUUUAGUUUAUAGAAUGUUUUGAUUUACCGAAUAAUAACGAAUACGGUCUGGUAUACAUCUAUUCGACUGGCCCUUUGCUGCGUUUGAGUUUGCGAUCCCUGGUCUAGAUUAACAGUUCCUCACUCGAAUUAGUUCAAACAGUUCCAGUUCUAAAUCAAACUAUCUAUAUUUAGAGCAGUUCUCUUACUUUUCCAAAAGUAAGAGUAGAACUGCUCUAAAUAUAGCGUCGCCCACCAUCAUCAUGACGAUGAAACGUUUUUAAUCUUUAUCCAGACUGUAUUUUCCUUUUUUAGUAUGCCAUACCACGUGUUUUACUGCGUACCACCAUAUUUCGUGUACUCUUUCACCUACUAUGUAACUAUAACAGUCAAACGAUUUGUAAUUUGUAAACAAUUGCUUUGUAUAACAGCAGGUUCUGUCCACAAAGUAAUCGUGAAAAUCGAGCUAUUUUGUGGUAUCGCUGAUAAAGAGAUUAUGUAGUUCAACGUCUGAGAUAGGUCACUCCAGGCCAAAUUGCUUAUGCUUUCCUUUAUAUCAGCUUUAACUUCAUCAUCCAAAAAUUUCGAAUAAAUGUAAAGAAUAUCUGCAAGUGAAGAAGAGUCCCAUUAAAGUUGUAAGGAUGCAAAUUUUAAUUGACAGAACUCGCUUUUCAUUCUCAACGAGCGCACGUCUGACAUUCAUUUAAAGUGAUUCACUUGCAUUUGAUGCGUCAACCACAAUCUUGAAUUAAGUUUCAUCUAAUUACGCUCAUCCUAUUUUAAAAAUGAUCAAAUGGAUUGAACUGGAUUAAUAUAAUGAAUUCCAGCGUCAAAUUAUUUAAAUUGUUUAUACCGAGCGCGAUAUAUCUUGUUUUCUAUCACGCAUUUUGUUACGGUCGAAAUGUGGAAAGUGAUAAGGAUCAAUGUUUAUUGAUUAUCUUGUUAGACGGAAUUCGAUGGGAUUAUGUCAACGAAGAAAACUUGAAAGGAUUCACCAGAUUAUCUCGAAAUGGCGUCAAAGCGGAAUACGUCAGACCUGUUUUUCCUUCAAAUUCCUAUCCGAAUUGGUAUUCUAUCGCAACAGGGCUUUACGCUGAAAGUCACGGAAUCGUGGAUAAUUUUAUUUUCGACGAGAAAUAUAACGACUACUUUUUAAUGGCCCCCGAUAAAGGUGUGUUUAAAGAACAUUGGUGGAAUGAUGCAGAACCGUUAUGGAUCACAGCAGAGAAAAACUCCAUUAAAACAUACAUGUAUAAUUGGGUAGGGUGCGAAGUUCCUAUCCAGGGUUUAACUGCAAGCUAUUGUAAGAAUUUCAGAUCUCUUUUCAGCUGGUGGACACGUGUCAACAGAGAUACAAAAACAGCAAUAUUCCGUAUUUUGGAUCAUUUUCAUUCUAAUACUUCCAGACUGGGUUUUGUAUAUUAUGAACCAAUAGAUGCUCUUGGUCAUCAGUUUGGUCCGAAUUCUGCAUUAACGCGAAAUUUUUUAAGAAAUAUCGAUUCAAUUCUAUACGACAUGCAAGAAGAGAUCGAAAAAAGAAAUUUAGGAAAUAGAGUAAGAGAUUUAUAAUUGAUAUUUUCAUUAUUUUUUUUGAUAAAUUUAGGUUAUUUAUUUAUUGGAUUUAAAGUAGUAUAUUCAAUUUAGGCAUAUAAACUUUGGCGAUCAUGAAGAUUUAAUUCAAAUCAACUAUCCUUGAAGUUAACGAGACUUUAACGCUUCGUUAUUGUCUUCCUUAAUUACAUUUCUAGAAAGGAUAUUAAA